AUGAACAGGGUUCGCAACAUUAUCGGCCAUCAGCAUACAGGAUCGAAUAGACAACAGGUGAAUCGGGAUCAGCAUGAAACAGGCGAUGAUUUAGAUGACCAAUCGACGAUGUUUGAGAGGCAAAGCGAGGACCUCGAGGAUAGUGUGACGCUCAAUACGGCAGUUUCAGGAAGUGUAACCAUCGGGGAUUUCCAAAGGCUGGGAUUUGUGAAUCGAUGUCCAUCAUUUGACGCAGAGCGAACGAUGCCUCUUGCGUCCGUCUUAUUGACCAAAGGAUUCUUUUGUUUCCCCAGUGAGCUCUCUCUCAGGACGUUCUUGGACAAUAAGCGCAGACUGGACGCUCUGGACUCGAUCAACGGAUUGGGAAUACCGCUGUUUCAUGCGGUAUCUGCAGGUGUUGUCAAGAGCAUCUUCAAUCGUCAUGCUCCGAUAAUGAGGAUCUACAGGUACGUUUUGAUCGACUCUAAUAGGGAAAAGCCACCGCAGAAUGGGGAACUGAUCUCUCAGGACGGGUUCAAGAUGCUUUUCAAGUGCUUGUUUUGCAGUGUAUACCAAGAGAUAGUGUGCAACUACAGCCGUGUGGAACACAAAUUUGUGUUCAAUGCCACUAGAGAGAACGAAACUGUGCCUGAAACUUUGGUAAUGGCUAGCCAUGUCCAGAGUCGCGGUAGCGACACUAGAUUGAUGGGUUUGAAUCUCCGAUGGUACGGUACUACAGGUUUCGCCUCACCUUUUGGCUCGGGAAGCUUUAAGCUUCUGGUUCUCGAUGAUGGCAUGCCCUCCCGUAUGGACUGCCGUACACUUGAUGAGUUUGACAGAGAGUCGCGAAGCUAUCAUGGCAGAAUGUCCGGCCGGCUACCAACAUGGGCCACAUAUUCCGACCAGUGUUCAUCAGUGUUUCCUCGAAAGCGAACUUUAAGGCUCGCCGAGUUCAAGAUAGGUGAGUUGAACCGAGUAAACGGUGUAUGCUCGUCUGGGAUAUUCGAUAUUCCCAAGGAGACGCUAGCAUUGACAUGCAUGUGCCUUGUAUUGCACGAUUUUGAAACCCGCAAGGAUAAGCGGGGCGGUACUGCUAUGGCGUUGCCUUCAGUACCCUUCUUACUGUAG
This is a messenger RNA of Torulaspora globosa, 1107 nucleotides long. RefSeq lists its product as uncharacterized. NCBI's taxonomy places the organism in Eukaryota, Fungi, Ascomycota, Saccharomycetes, Saccharomycetales, Saccharomycetaceae. The coding region runs from base 1 to 1107 and encodes 368 amino acids. The transcript has a single exon. The record is from RefSeq and is a predicted model, not a curated record.